This is a messenger RNA of Kuraishia capsulata CBS 1993, 852 nucleotides long. RefSeq lists its product as uncharacterized. The record is from RefSeq and is a predicted model, not a curated record. Gene Ontology annotation, molecular function: serine-type endopeptidase activity. The transcript is spliced from 2 exons. NCBI's taxonomy places the organism in Eukaryota, Fungi, Ascomycota, Pichiomycetes, Pichiales, Pichiaceae. The coding region runs from base 1 to 852 and encodes 283 amino acids. Gene Ontology annotation, cellular component: membrane.
AUGUCUGGAAUAUCAGACUAUCGCAAGAAAGCUUUUGAAAUUCUGAAAGCCACUGUGCUUGAUGACGAGGGAAAAUUUCCACCACCGGCUUUCACGUCUGGAUUGAUCGUGUUCUUGAUUAUCGUGCAUCUGUUGAGCUAUGUGUAUCCUCUGCAGAAGACAUACUCGUUGGACCCGUGGGCUAUCUACAACUUUGAAUUCUCCAAACUAUCAAUGUACCCUCUGGUGCACUCAGGCCUGUUGCAUCUGUGCCUCAACAUAAUUACACUCGUCAAGUUUUUGUCCAAAUACGAGAAAAGGCAUGGAACCGUUCAUUGUGGAAUUGUGCUGAACACAUUGGCUACUUGGACUGCGAUUCCGUACUGUUUGUUUGGAAUGUUGUUAUGGCCCAACACUGCUGUUCUCGGGUCUUCGGGAUGGUGUUUUUCCCUGAUUGCAUUCAUGACUUACGGAAACAAAACACCAGUGCGUAUCACGUCAUAUUUGAGUCUUCCGCAAUGGGCUAUGCCGUAUGCGUUCAUCUUAUUGCUGGCAAUUAUGGUUCCCAACUCCAGUUUUGUGGGCCACCUUCUGGGAAUGGGUACAGGUUACGCGCUCAGACUCGGGUGGCUCCGCUUUAUGGUAGAGCCGCCAAGCAAGGUUGUGGAAUGGAUUGAAUCAAAGCUUCAGCCGGUAAUCGGGCUGAUCCCAGGCGCAAUUGUAUACUACAAAGAGGCCCAGAUGCGCGAUGUCAGGGCCGAGGGGCUCAUUGCUGAAAGCACGGUACUCCCUUUGGCACAUCUACACCCCUCAGAUGCGAAUCUGCCUGCCCAGAAGUUUCCAGGUGAGGGAAAUGUGCUUGGAACGGCGUAG